Brassica oleracea var. oleracea is the source of this 2412-nucleotide messenger RNA. Its product is annotated as casein kinase I-like. Lineage: Eukaryota; Viridiplantae; Streptophyta; Magnoliopsida; Brassicales; Brassicaceae. Gene Ontology annotation, cellular component: nucleus; cytoplasm. Gene Ontology annotation, biological process: signal transduction; endocytosis; peptidyl-serine phosphorylation. Gene Ontology annotation, molecular function: protein serine/threonine kinase activity; ATP binding. The record is from RefSeq and is a predicted model, not a curated record. Bases 356 to 2158 code for a protein of 600 amino acids. The transcript has 16 exons.
AAAAAGUAGAAAAAAAAUAAGUGAACAUUACUUUGGCUAAAGGAAAGCACAAGACGGUGAGCUUCGCUUCGUAUCGUUCGCCUAAUAAGUCAGUAAAAUCCCUAAAAAAAAAAAGGAAAAAUCCCCAUUACAUCUCCUCUCUUCGUAAUCUUGGAACAAUGAUCCAUCGAAUGGUUGGUUCUUGCUCUCAGACUUAGACCUUGACGCCUGAGCACGCAGAGAUCGGGCCGCGAGAGAAAAAAGAAAAAAAACAAAAACCUAAAACAAAAAGUCAAUUGCUUUGUGGCGGCAGAAAGAAAGAGAGUUGCGGAGUGAAUCGAUCUUUUGGUGGAAGGAAAGAGAGGGAGUCUUCUUGAUGGGUGAAUUCAACAGUGGUGGUCAACCACCUUUGCCUGACGACGACGGAAACGCUCCUCCCCUUCCCGAAAAGGUUCAGGUCGGUGGUUCCCCAAUGUACAAAUUAGAUAGAAAGCUAGGCAAAGGAGGUUUCGGACAAGUUUAUGUUGGUCGGAAGAUGGGUCCUGCCACUGUUAACGCUAGAUUUGGCCCCGGAGCUAUGGAGGUGGCUUUGAAGUUUGAGCAUAGAAGCAGCAAAGGAUGUAACCAUGGGCCACCUCAUGAGUGGCAAGUUUACAAUGCUCUUGGUGGCAGUCAUGGCGUGCCACGAGUUCAUUAUAAAGGUCGUCAAGGAGAUUUUUACAUAAUGGUUAUGGAUAUACUAGGGCCUAGCUUGUGGGAUGUUUGGAACAGCACCAGUCAAGCGAUGUCAACAGAGAUGGUUGCUUGCAUCGCGAUUGAGGCAAUAUCCAUUUUGGAAAAGAUGCAUUCUAGGGGAUAUGUGCAUGGUGAUGUUAAACCGGAGAAUUUUCUGCUUGGGCCUCCUGGAACUCCUGAGGAGAAAAAACUUUUCCUUGUUGACCUCGGCUUAGCAAUCAGAUGGCGCGAUAAUGCUACUGGACAACAUGUUGAAUAUGAUCAGCGUCCUGAUGUGUUUAGAGGAACGGUGCGUUAUGCAAGCGUACACGCUCAUCUUGGCAGAACUUGUAGUCGGAGGGAUGACCUGGAAUCUCUUGCUUACACUCUUGUUUUCCUUCUUCGAGGCAGGCUUCCAUGGCAAGGCUACCAGGGAGAGAACAAAGGCUUCCUCGUUUGCAAGAAGAAGAUGGCUACUUCCCCAGAAACUCUUUGUUGCUUUUGCCCCCAGCCUUUCCGUGAAUUUGUCGAGUAUGUGGUCAAUUUGAAGUUUGAUGAGGAGCCUGACUAUGCUAAGUAUAUUUCCCUUUUCGAUGGAAUAGUCGGACCAAACCCAGACAUUAGGCCAAUUAAUACUGAUGGUGCACAGAAGCUCGUACAUCAAGUGGGUCAAAAGAGAGGGAGGUUGACAAUGGAUGAGGAGGACGAACAGCCAACAAAGAAGGUCAGGUUGGGAAUGCCAGCGACACAAUGGAUCAGCAUUUACAGUGCUCACAGACCAAUGAAGCAAAGAUAUCACUAUAACGUUGCUGAUAUAAGGCUCCCACAGCACAUCGAAAAGGGAAAUGACGAUGGGCUAUUUAUCAGCAGUGUGGCUUCUUGCUCGAAUCUCUGGGCUGUAAUCAUGGACGCAGGAACUGGCUGUACGGCCCAAGUUUACCAGCUGUCACCAAGCUUUCUCCACAAGGAAUGGAUUAUGGAACAAUGGGAAAAAAAUUACUACAUCACAGCAGUAGCUGGAGCAAACAAUGGAAGCUCAUUUGUGGUUAUGUCCAAGGGGACCCCGUAUCUACAGCAGUCCUACAAAGUGAGCGAUUCUUUUCCCUUCAAGUGGAUAAAUAAAAAGUGGAGGGAAGGGUUCUAUGUCACAUCAAUGGCCACUGCUGGAAGCAAAUGGGGGAUUGUUAUGUCUCGUGGAGCUGCUUUUUCGGACCAGGUAGUAGAACUAGAUUUUCUAUACCCCAGUGAAGGUAUACAUCGUCGAUGGGAAAAUGGCUACAGAAUUACAUCAAUUGCUGGAACUUGUGAUCAGUCUGCCUUUGUUCUUAGUGUGCCAAGAAGGAAGCCUAGUGAUGAGACACAGGAGACUCUUAGAACUUCUGCUUUUCCUAGUAAUCAUGUCAAGGAAAAGUGGGGCAAGAAUCUUUACAUUUCGUCCAUUUGUUACGGUCGAACUGUUUCAUGAAGUUGUUCUAGUUUUUUUGUUUACGAAUGCAAGUCAAUUUUAGCUUUUUUAUCCAUCCAUACAUCCGCGCUCAGUGAGAAUGAACAAAAACAGUGAUGCUAUGGGCUUAGGAGAAUAUUUUAGCAAGGAUGAAUGGAAGAUGUACUUCACUACUGUUUGUUUUGGAGGAAUAAGUUUAAAAUUUCUUAGAUUAAAAAAAAAGAGAGAGGAUAGCUCACUAUUAUCAAUCUAUCUUCAAAAUAAUGUUUUUUUAA